AGUAAUAAACGGGGCAGCUUGGAAGAGGUACCUGCCUGGAAGAGGUACCUGCUUUCUAAUAAUUGCCUUUAGUGGGAACAGAAGUCUCCUUACAAGAAGCUUUUAAUUCAUUUUAAGACUUAAUUUUAUGUUUUUUGAAGAACACCAAAAAAGUAUUUCUGGAAAAGACUGCUGAGAAGAUUUCCCUCUGUCAGCCAGAAAAGCAGAAAGAAGAUUGUAAAUCAAGGAAAAGGUUUGUCUCGGAGCGUGUGAACAUUCCUCCACUCGGCUUUCAACUCGCCUCCAACCUGCGCCGCCCGGCCAGCAUGUCUCCCCGCCCGUGAAGCGGGGCUGCCGCCGCCCUGCCACUCCGGCUGCCGCUAACGACCCGCCCUCGCCGCCACCUGGCCCUCCUGAUCGACGACACACGCACUUGAAACUUGUUCUCAGGGUGUGUGGAAUCAACUUUCCGGAAGCAACCAGCCCACCAGAGGAGGUAGACAGCUAUGUAUAUAUAUGUGGGUUUCGCUACAAAUGGUCCUGGAACACAAGGGCCUGGUUCGCAAAGAAGCUGACUUCAGAGGGGGAAACUUUAUUCUUUUAGGAGGCGGUUAGCCCUGUUCCACGAACCCAGGAGAACUGCUGGCCAGAUUAAUUAGACAUUGCUAUGGGAGACGCGUAAACACACUACUUAUCAUUGAUGCAUAUAUAAAACCAUUUCAUUUUCGCUAUUAUUUCAGAGGAGGCGCCUCUAAUUUAUUUUUUCCCCGUUUUUGCUCUUUCUGCCUGUGUGGUUUGGAGAAAGCACAGUUGGAGUAGCCGGUUGCUAAAUAAAUCCCGAGCGCGAGAGAGACGAUGCAGCGGAGACUGGUUCAGCAGUGGAGCGUCGCGGUGUUCCUGCUCAGCUACGCGGUGCCCUCCUGCGGGCGCUCGGUGGAGGGGCUCAGCCGCCGCCUCAAAAGAGCUGUGUCUGAACAUCAGCUCCUCCAUGACAAGGGGAAGUCCAUCCAAGAUUUACGGCGACGGUUCUUCCUCCACCAUCUGAUCGCCGAAAUCCACACAGCUGAAAUCAGAGCUACCUCGGAGGUGUCCCCUAACUCCAAGCCCUCUCCCAGCACAAAGAACCACCCCGUCCGAUUUGGGUCUGACGAUGAGGGCAGAUACCUAACUCAGGAAACCAACAAGGUGGAGACGUACAAAGAGCAGCCGCUCAAGACACCCGGGAAGAAAAAGAAAAGCAAGCCCGGGAAACGCAAGGAGCAGGAAAAGAAAAAACGGCGAACUCGCUCUGCCCGGUUAGACUCUGGAGUGGCUGGGAGUAGGCUAGAAGGGGACCCAGUGUCUGACACCUCCGCAGCGUCGCUGGAGCUCCAUUCACGCUGGGAGCAACUCUAACAUUCCCACCAAAACCAUUGGUGAAGAGGAGGCAUUGAAAUUUUCAGCAGAGACCUUCCAAGGACAUAUUGCAGGAUUCUGUAAUAGUGAACAUAUGGAAAGUAUUAGAAAUAUUUAUUGUCUGUAAAUACUGUAAAUGCAUUGGAAUAAAACUGUCUCCCCCGUUGCUCUAUGAAACUGCACAUUGGUCAUUGUGAAUUUUUUUUUUUUGCCAAGGCUAAUCCAAUAUUAUUAUCACAUUUACCAUAAUUUAUUUUGUCAAUUGAUGUAUUUAUUUUGUAAAUGUAUCUUGGUGCUGCUGAAUUUCUAUAUUUUUUGUAACAUAAUGCACUUUAGAUAUACAUAUCAAGUAUGUUGAUAAAUGACACAAUAAAGUGUCUCUAUUUUGUGGUUGAUUUUAAUUAAUGCCUAAAUAUAAUUAUCCAAAUUGAUUUUCCUCUGUGCAUGUAAAAAUAGCAGUAUUUUAAAUUUGUAAAGAAUGUCUAAUAAAAUAUAAUCUAAUUGCAUCAUGA
Messenger RNA from Sapajus apella (tufted capuchin), 1886 nucleotides. It is a transcript of the gene PTHLH, whose product is annotated as parathyroid hormone like hormone. Gene Ontology annotation, molecular function: hormone activity; peptide hormone receptor binding. The record is from RefSeq and is a predicted model, not a curated record. Gene Ontology annotation, cellular component: extracellular region. Bases 835 to 1374 code for a protein of 179 amino acids. Gene Ontology annotation, biological process: bone mineralization; osteoblast development; adenylate cyclase-activating G protein-coupled receptor signaling pathway. The transcript has 6 exons. Lineage: Eukaryota; Metazoa; Chordata; Mammalia; Primates; Cebidae.